AUGAAGUCCCCUUGGGAGACCCUCAAGGCCACUCCUCUGUUUCUUCUCCUGCUCUCUCAUUCAUUGGCCUCUGCACCCUAUGAGGACCAGCCAGGUACCAGCUACUCCAAUGGCCACAACUGUGUAGGCUGUGUGGUGGUGGUAUCUGUGAUAGAGCAGCUGGCUGAAGUACACAACUCCUCAGUCCAGGUGGCGAUGGAGAGACUAUGCAGCUACCUGCCUGAAAAACUCUUCUUGAAAACCACCUGCUAUUACUUGGUCCAGAUGUUUGGAUCAGACAUCAUAAAAUUACUUGGUGAAGCUAUGAAUGCUGAUGUGGUGUGCCACGCUCUAGAAUUUUGCAAGCAGGAUGCUGUCCAAUCACAGUGUCAUCUCUACCCCCUUCCCCAGGAGGCCUGGAAAUUUACACUGGAGAAGGCAAAACACAUCCUCAAGAGGUCCUCUACUGUGAAAUAUCAUAAAAGUGGCUCCAAUAUUUGUUCACUACCAUUUUUGGCCAAGAUCUGCCAGAAAAUUGAAUUAUCUGUAAAGAAGGCUGUGCCAUUCAAAGAUGUAGAUUCCGACAAAUACAGUGUUUUCCCAACAUUGCGGGGAUACCACUGGCGAGGGAGAGAUUGUAAUGACAGUGACAAGACAGUGUACCCAGGCAGAAGGCCAGACAACUGGGAUGUUCAUCAGGAUUCCAACUGUAAUGGCAUUUGGGGUAUUGAUCCAAAUGAUGGAAUUCCAUAUGAGAAGAAAUUCUGUGAAGGUUCACAGCCCAGGGGAAUCAUUUUGCUGGGAGACUCAGCUGGGGCUCAUUUUCACAUCCCUCCUGAAUGGUUGACAGCUUCGCAGAUGUCUUUGAAAUCCUUCUUUAACUUGCCAUCAGCCCUGACUGACGAGCUCAACUGGCCCCAACUCUCUGGUGUCACUGGAUUUCUGGACUCCACUAGUGGAAUUGAAGAAAAAUCUAUUUACCAUCGUUUGAGGAAAAGAAACCAUUGCAAUCACAGGGACUACCAGAGUAUCUCCAGAAAUGGUGCAUCUUCCAGAAAUCUGAAGAAUUUCAUAGAAAGCUUGUCUAGGAACCAGGCAUUGGACCAACCAGCCAUUGUAAUUUAUGCCAUGAUUGGAAACGAUGUCUGCAAUGGAAAAGCUGAUACAGUACCAGAAAUGACCACUCCUGAAAAAAUGUACUUCAGCGUCAUGCAGACUCUGAAGCAUCUGAAUUCCCAACUGCCCAAUGGAAGCCAUGUUAUUUUAUAUGGUUUGCCAGAUGGGACUUUUCUCUGGGAUAGUUUGCACAAUCAAUACCACCCUCUAGGCCAGCUAAAUAAAGAUGUGACCUAUGCACACUUCUUCUCCUUCCUGAGCUGCCUCCAGGUCAGUCCCUGUAAUGGCUGGAUGUCUUCCAACAAGACCCUCCGGACUCUCACUUCACAGAGAGCAGAACAACUCUCCAAUACACUGAAAAAAAUUGCAACCACUGAGACAUUCACAAACUUCAAUCUUUUCUACAUGGAUUUUGUCUUUCACGAAAUCAUAGAGGAGUGGCAGAAAAGAGGUGGCCAGCCGUGGCAGCUUAUUGAACCUGUGGAUGGAUUCCACCCCAAUGAGGUGGCUUCACUGCUGCUGGCAGACCGUGUCUGGAAGAAGAUACAGUCCCAAUGGCCUCAGAUCCUAGGAAAGGAGAAUCCAUUCAAUUCUCAGAUUGAAGAAGUGUUUGGAGACCAAGGAGGACACUGAAUGUCUCUAGACAGUCAGUGGGGAAGAAAAAGGUGAAUAAAUCCUUCCACCCACCCAAUCCAGGGGCUGAUGUGCCACAGGCCCAGAGGACCCUCUUCAGUAGCAUUUCUACAGACCACUUUCCUCUCAGUUGGGAGCAGACCUGAAUGGCAAUGUGAUGCCCAUGCUUCCCACAUCAAGCUGCCUCUGCUAAAUCCUGACACACCCUUUAAGGAAGUGCUUUGUGUUGUUUCUAGUUCUGUCUAUUACAAAUAAAGCUGCUCUGGACAUA
This is a messenger RNA of Cricetulus griseus (Chinese hamster), 1999 nucleotides long. The record is from RefSeq and is a predicted model, not a curated record. NCBI's taxonomy places the organism in Eukaryota, Metazoa, Chordata, Mammalia, Rodentia, Cricetidae.